Messenger RNA from Carya illinoinensis, 1726 nucleotides. RefSeq names its product probable sugar phosphate/phosphate translocator At3g17430. Gene Ontology annotation, molecular function: antiporter activity. The record is from RefSeq and is a predicted model, not a curated record. The coding region runs from base 377 to 1318 and encodes 313 amino acids. The transcript is spliced from 10 exons. NCBI's taxonomy places the organism in Eukaryota, Viridiplantae, Streptophyta, Magnoliopsida, Fagales, Juglandaceae. Gene Ontology annotation, cellular component: trans-Golgi network; Golgi apparatus; endosome.
UGGAAACGAACAGAGAUGAUGUCUUCUCUGGUUAGUGGUUAGUGAGUGGAGGUAUAAGAGAGCUUUAAUGGUGGAGGAAGAAGGCUCACACUCGCACGCAAGCUUAGAAGUAGGAAGAAGUCCUAUACGAUAGAUAGUAUUGGGUCUUCUCCCUAUUUUAUUGUUUCUCUAGUCUCAAGCUCUGUCUUAUUCCUUGCCGCCGUCUCCCUUCGGCUGUUACGGAAAGGGUUGAUCCCUGAGAUUGGGAGCCCGGGCCGAUUCCUAUCAAGUUUCAUCUUUUCAGGUCUGGUUACGUUUGUGGUGAAGAUGGUAUAGCCUAGAACAGAGAGAGUAGUCGGUAUUUGAUGGUUAUAUCUUUGUGAAAGGAACAGAGACAAUGAUUAACAUAAAGCUUGCUUCCACGUACCUCUACCUGCUAAUAUACAUAUUGCUUUCUUCCGGAGUCAUUUUGUACAACAAGUGGGUUCUGUCUCCGAAAUACUUCAACUUUCCGUUUCCUAUAACGCUGACCAUGAUUCACAUGGGCUUUUCCGGAGCCGUUGCAUUUUUUCUUGUUCGGGUUUUCAAGGUUGUUUCUCCUGUGAAAAUGACAUUUGAAAUAUAUGCAACAUGUGUCGUACCGAUAAGUGCCUUCUUUGCAUCAAGUCUUUGGUUUGGCAACACUGCUUUCUUGCACAUUUCUGUGGCCUUCAUUCAGAUGCUCAGAGCAUUAAUGCCUGUGGCAACAUUUAUCAUGGCUGUUAUGUGUGGCAUCAGCAAACCAAAGUGUGACGUCUUCUUGAGCAUGUGGCUGAUCAGUGUUGGAGUUGUCAUUUCCUCAUAUGGGGAGAUUCAUUUUAAUGUAAUCGGUACAGUUUACCAGGUUAUAGGCAUAUUUGCUGAAGCUCUUAGGCUGGUCUUAACUCAAGUCCUUCUACAAAAGAAGGGCUUGACUCUAAACCCCAUCACCAGCUUGUAUUACAUAGCUCCGUGCAGUUUUGUGUUUUUGUUUGCGGCUUGGUGUUUACUGGAGAAGACUCAGAUGCAAGUUUCCCAGGACCAGAACGAGUUUAACUACUGGAUCUUUUUCUCCAAUGCUCUUUGUGCUUUGGCCUUGAAUUUCUCCAUUUUCUUGGUAAUUGGUAGAACAGGAGCAGUUACCAUCCGAGUUGCUGGCGUUGUUAAAGACUGGAUGUUGAGAGCCCUUUCCACUGUAAUAUUUCCAGAGUCCACAAUAACAGGGUUGAAUAUAAUUGGUUAUGGGGUUGCAUUAUGUGGCAUUUUCAUGUAUAAUUACCUAAAGGUUAAUGAAGUUCGAGUAUCUCAACAAUCUCCUUAAAGUAUGCCUGAAAGAAUCACUAAGGAUUUUGAUGAAGAAACGCCUCUACUUUCAACAUCAAGGUUAUCUCGCAUUGGACGUUCUUCGCAGCUCAUGCAUGAUUCAUGACAGUGUAAAGGCAAGCGGCCAACAAUGAUAAUUAUCUAAAAGGGAAACCCAAUCGUAGGAGGAAGCCAGCUCACGUGCACCCUAAGGCCUUGUUUGUUUUUAUAACUAUUCUCAUCUCGUCUCGUCUCAUUAUUAUAACUUUUAUCUCAACUUAUCUCAUUUCAUCUGUGAAAACAAACGAGACCAUUCGUUCUUUCGAGACCAUAUAUUAUUUUCAUACAUUUCCAGUUUCAAAGACGAUUCAUAUGUAUUUACUUAUUUGUAGCAUAAUGAUAAAAUCAAAGUCUUAAAUUUGUAAAA